AUGUCGAGCUCUGUCUCUGCUUUUGACGAGUCCCCUUCCGAAUCCUCUGAAUUCCCUCCAGUGGAUGAAAACAAGAGAUUUCGCGCACCUAGCGGUCCCCUUCCGAACAAGCACGUGCCCAACGCAAACGAGUAUUAUCCAUUGAGCGAGCCCGCUCCAGGCACAGCCCUACCAGCGGAAGAGUAUCCGGAAAACAAGAAUCUGCCAAAACUGUUUCAACCGCUGACCAUCAGAGGUGUCACGUUUAAGAACCGACUCUGGGUGGCACCUAUGUGUCAGUUCAGUUCCGUCGACGGUCUUAUGACUGAUUGGCAUCUUGUUCACCUCGGAAGUUUCGCCACACACGGUGCCGGAUCGAUAUGCGUCGAGGCCACAGCCGUAGUUCCAGAAGGUCGCAUCAGUCCAGAAGAUAAUGGUAUUUGGUCGGACAAACACAUUCCCCAGCUGAAACGCGUCGUCGACUUCGUCCACGCCCAAGGGACGACCAUUGGGAUUCAGCUGGCCCACGCGGGACGUAAAGCUAAUCUACGCGGACACGAUAGGAUGCCUGAGGACUCCGUUGCGACUCCCGAGGAAGGUGGAUGGCCCGACGAAGUCGUUGCUCCUUCCGCCAUUCCAUUCAAAGCUGUAUACCCCAAACCCAAGGCCCUGACUGAAACAAAGAUCAAUGAUAUCGAAGAAGCUUUCGUCGCAGCCGCUCGUCGCGCAAAGCAGGCCGGUUUUGACUUUGUUGAGAUCCACGGAGCUCACGGAUACCUCAUCCAUGAAUUCCUUUCCCCUCUUUCCAACACCCGCACCGACAAGUACGGCGGUUCUUUCGAAAACCGCAUUCGAAUCGCUCUCAACGUUGCCAAACGUGUCCGCGCCGAGGUUGGCGAGUCUUACCCCAUUUUCUACCGCAUCUCUGGGAAUGAUUGGGCGGAGGGCCCUGAGAAGGAUGAAUCCUCUGGAGAAUGGAAGCAAUGGGGCGUCGAUCAGAGUUCCCAACUUGUGAGGCUGUUAAAGGAUGAAUCUGGUGUGGAUCUCGUAGACGUCAGCUCUGGCGGUUUGUGGGCACGGCAGAAAAUCCCGGUUGGACCAGGCUAUCAAGUUCCACUGGCAGAGUCUAUCAAGAAGCAUAACCCGGAUGUGCUGAUCGGUUCGGUUGGGCUGAUCACUGAUGGGAAGCAAGCUGAGGAGAUCCUGCAGAAGGGCCAGGCAGAUGUAAUUCGAGUUGCUCGUGAAUUUUUGCGCAACCCGGACUUUGCGUUGAAAUCUGCGAUGCAGCUUGGAGUUGCUGCCAAGCCGGUGAACCAGUAUGAGCGCGCUUGGACCAGGAUGCUCCAACGCAAAAGACCUUAG
Messenger RNA from Cantharellus anzutake, 1341 nucleotides. Its product is annotated as FMN-linked oxidoreductase. Gene Ontology annotation, cellular component: intracellular anatomical structure. The transcript has 8 exons. The record is from RefSeq and is a predicted model, not a curated record. Lineage: Eukaryota; Fungi; Basidiomycota; Agaricomycetes; Cantharellales; Hydnaceae. Bases 1 to 1341 code for a protein of 446 amino acids. Gene Ontology annotation, molecular function: NADP binding; NADPH dehydrogenase activity; FMN binding.